Molecule: messenger RNA, 2467 nt
Organism: Zootermopsis nevadensis
Lineage: Eukaryota; Metazoa; Arthropoda; Insecta; Blattodea; Termopsidae
Gene: Bap111
Product: Brahma associated protein 111kD
Biological process (GO): negative regulation of DNA-templated transcription
Cellular component (GO): SWI/SNF complex
Molecular function (GO): nuclear receptor binding; nucleosomal DNA binding
Source: RefSeq, a predicted model, not a curated record
GUUGUACAACCAACAUAGGCCUUUCUGAACCAAAUAAAUAUUUACGAUUUCUAGGGGAAUUCAAUAUCUGAAAGACGUUUCUGUUCACAGUUUGCGUAUACAUUCAAAUUGAGUGUAGGAGUUUGUUUAAAGGCACAAAAUGGCGCUUCCAGCCAACUACAAAGCAAUAGCAGCAGCAUCUCCAGUUCCUGCAGUAGGCAAUCAUUUGCUGUCAACUGGUGCCCCUAUGACUUUCAACAUUUUGAAAGAGCGUUUGCGAGCAUCAAGUGCAUCCAGUUCUUCAUCUGGAUCAGGGAAAGAUUCAUCAGCCAACCAAAGUCCGUUUGUGACAACUUCUCAUGGCCAUCCAGGUUUUACCCCUCAAAAAGUGGGAAAAGGAUCAAGUGGGGACACAAGGGUGCCAAAACCACCCAAACCACCAGAAAAACCUCUCAUGCCAUACAUGCGUUACAGUCGCAAAGUCUGGGAUCAAGUGAAGGCACAGAACCCAGAGUUGAAGCUGUGGGAAAUUGGGAAGAUAAUUGGACAAAUGUGGCGUGACUUGCCAGAAGAAGAUAAGACUGAAUAUGUAGAAGAGUAUGAGGCAGAGAAGUUAGAGUAUGAGAAGAACUUGAAAGUGUACCACAACUCUCCUGCCUAUGUGGCAUACAUUGCAGCCAAGACCCGUGCCCAAGCUGCUGCAGAAGAUAGGGAAGCCCAUGAGCGGUCAUCUGUUGGAUCUGGGAAACCUGCAGAUCGACGUAUAGACAUCCAACCUGCGGAGGAUGAAGAAGACCAAGAUGAUGGCUAUUCUGUGAAGCAUGUGGCAUAUGCUCGCUAUCUUCGAAACCAUCGUCUUAUCAAUGAAAUAUUCUCGGAUGCUGUUGUGCCAGAUGUCCGCUCUGUAGUGACAACAGCACGGAUGCAGGUUCUGAAGAGACAGGUGCAAUCUCUCACAAUGCAUCAGAAAAAACUGGAAGCUGAGUUGCAGCAGAUUGAGGAGAAAUUUGAAGCAAAGAAAAGGAAAUUCAUUGAAAGCAGUGAGCAGUUUCAGGAAGAACUAAAGAAGCAUUGUGUGCGGGCUGUGGAUGACGAGGCAUUUCAACGCAUGGUGGAACGUCAGUAUGAACUUCUGCGUAAGGAACGAACCAAGGAUUGUUCUGAUGAUGACAAGUCACGUCCAUCUGAUGACUCUGGCCAACAUCAGCAGCCCACACAAGCAGAACCGGUGGUGACAUUAGCAGAUGACUCUCAGCCGCCAACAGAGAUGAUGGAAGUGCAGCAGAAUGGUGAAGCAGAGCAGCACACACUGGAUCACAGCGGUGCUGGCACCAUCGUCAAUGCUGCUAAACAGACGGAAUCUCCAGCUCAGAAGGGCGUGUCACCCACUCCAAUGCCAAUGCCUGGAACAGGGUCUUUUUCUCGUUCAUCUACCCCUCAGCCUCCCUCCACUGCUCCGCCAGUAUCCCAGCAGCCACCCCCACACCCUCACAUGCCAACACAGCAAUCUAUGCUUCCUCCAGGAUCACAAGGUCCCUAUCAACAGUAUCCCCCAGGUUCAGGCCCUGGGAUAGGCAGUCAACCCCCACAGACUGUCCCUCUUCCACCGAGACCUCCAGUCCCUCAUCCUCAGUACCCUCCAUAUCCACAACAGCAGCAGCAGCAGGCUUAUCACCAGCCCUACUCGCAGUACCCUCCACAUCCACAUGCACCACAUCCUUUUUAUCAGCCGUACCAGUAUCACAUGCCUCGCCAUUACCACCCACAACAACAUGGAGCUGAUGCCACUCACCAGGGUGUUGAUGGAAGUGGACCAUAUGGACCAAACCCAGAGGUAGAUCGUCCACUGAUGGAUGAGUCUGGAAUCGGACCUGAUCCAUCAGGUCCUGACAAUGGGAAAUCCUCACAUUCUAUGGCAUCAGAGCCUGUAGGAAUGAAAGGUGCAGGAAUACCAGGAAUUAUUGAAGAUCACACAGAUAAGGGGAUUGGUAAAGAUGGAGAGCCUUGAGCCAUGAUUGAUGGUGGUUACUAUGAAGAGCAAAGUAUCAGAAGGUGGAUUGAUGUCUAGUAGCUGUGAGUGUGGUACACUAAUAAGUCUAUAAUGGAUACAGGAGUGGGUCUGGAUGAGGUUGUAAUAAAUAUUCAUUAAAUUUUUGAAAGUAGUAUUGUUUUUAAAUGUGACACAGAAUUGUUUGAAUUGUGUCUGUUUCAUUUUACAUGCCACCCUUUGUUAUAUCAAAGUUAGGCAUGGUAAUGUAAUGCCAGGAAAUAUGACUUGCCCAUUUGUGUGUGAGAAUCCUUCUUCCUGUUUUAUGUGUUUAUUAGAAUUAGCAACUAUCAUCUCUACUUCUAAUCUUAGCCUCUUUCAGUGCAUUAGCUGUUGUCAAUAUAUUGGUCAUAGACCAGUAAUGUUAGCAGUGCCUUUGAGAACAUUUUACAAAUAUAGUAAUGAUAAAAAGAAAGCAACAAAUAAACUUUGUGAGCAGAG